AUGGUCGAGGAUUACUCAAGUUCAAGCAAUGCAAGCUCGACAUUCUUAUCAGAUCGUCUUCUUCGCGAGUUGAAUUUGAUAUUUAAGCAACACGAUAAAGAUAUAUACAUGUAUGAUCUACCUCCGAUUAUAGGCACAUUGGGUGAGGAAUUUGAGAUUUCGAGUCUGAUUCUAGAGGAGUUGUCGAUUCCUAUAUCUGGCGAAGACCUGUUUUCUGUCCAAAAGAUGAAUGAAGACCAGUCUAGGGCCUACGAUACAAUCAUGGUAGCAAUUGAGAGAAAGGAAAGUAAAGUCUUCUCCAUAGAUGGUCUGAGAGAAAAAGCCACAUCGAGAAUUGCUGCUACUAUGCUACAUGGUGGGAGGACAGCACAGUCAAGGUUUCAACUUCCGAUGACACAGACAACAACUUCAACGUGUUGUACAAAGAAGCAAUCUGAGGAAGCUAAACUUUUGAGGCAUGCUGCCGUCUUUAUGUGGGAUGAAGCUACAAUGACGCAUCGCUACUCUUUGGAAUCAUUUGAUCAGAUGAUGAGAGAUAUCACCGGGAUUGCUGAACCAUUUGGUAGAAAUAUUCUAAUCAUGGGAGGUGAUUCUGCCAGGCGGAUAAUUCGAAAUGACAUUGAAUUACAUUAUAUUCUUAAAAGAUCACAUUUGUGGGAAAAUAUACAUGUUUUGCAUCUGAAGAAGAAUAUGGGUGCAGCCGAGGAUGCAUCUUAUUCUCAGUUUUUGAUUCGUGUUGGUGUCGGGAUAAACCUUGCGUUGUUAAUUAGAUGA
Molecule: messenger RNA, 774 nt
Organism: Papaver somniferum (opium poppy)
Lineage: Eukaryota; Viridiplantae; Streptophyta; Magnoliopsida; Ranunculales; Papaveraceae
Exons: 3
Coding region: 1-774 (257 amino acids)
Biological process (GO): DNA repair; telomere maintenance
Molecular function (GO): DNA helicase activity
Source: RefSeq, a predicted model, not a curated record